AUCCUACUCCCCACUCCUCCUCUCCCUUACACCGCACCUUUAGGGUCGAGCAAUUUCAGGCUUUCUUCCUUCCUGUUCCCUUUCCCUUUCUUCACGUUUACACCUUAUGGGGCUAGCCAUCUCUUGGCAGACAUCUACCGUCAUUUUUCCUUGGUCAUGGCGGCGCCCGGUCGAUCCAAGACUUUUUGCUCUGGGUCCAAACACUUGAAUUCUACGCAGUAAUAUCUUGCCUCGGGUUGUUUUCCCACCCCACUGCAUGAACCGCUUACCACAUUUGCCUUCGCUAGUACUGUGGUGGUUGUUUUAAGUCGGUCCUCACGGAAGAUUCCCGGCCAAGGCCCGCAGAUUCUAGAUCUGUUCCCAUAUACCCAUGCCAGUUCCGCAGUCGACAUUCUUUUCAUUUUAACCUAGGUUAGACCUUGUCUGAAAGUCUCAAUAAUGGCCUUGUCAGGUAGGUGAGGAUGCCUGCGACUCUACUGAUGCGUCUGCCUUGCCCACUUAGUCUGAUUCAGCUGCGCAUACUUGAGGGGCUUUUGUGGCCUUGUGGUGAGGGAGACCUCUUCCAUGUUGUCAGUUUGUUCAAGGACACCUUAGGAUACGUUUGCAAAAAUGGUAUAGCUAUGAUUGGCAAGCAACAAGCUACAACUCGAUCCUCCGAUGUUCAUAUUAUACCGGUAUUCAAAUGAUCACGUUGUUUUUCCAAGAUAAGUUACUUGAACUUAUUUACAUAAUCGACUUUUAGUUUAAGAGAGAAACCCUGUUCGGCCUGACUUGAGAAGUACUACUAUGCCUGGAGAAGCUUGUACGUGUAUGUGCGUUCAAAAGCUUGGGCCCGAGAUGAGAAGAAAUACUUCCACAGCCAUAUAUUUCGCGUUGGCUAGAAAGGCUAUUUGUUUGAUGUGGCAGCCUCGUGAAUGAACGGCCUUUGACUAUAUGUUCUUAUAUACGAUCUUCCUCCUUAUACUGAAUAGGUAUGCAG
Molecule: messenger RNA, 979 nt
Organism: Aspergillus uvarum CBS 121591
Lineage: Eukaryota; Fungi; Ascomycota; Eurotiomycetes; Eurotiales; Aspergillaceae
Exons: 2
Coding region: 462-686 (74 amino acids)
Source: RefSeq, a predicted model, not a curated record